This is a messenger RNA of Morchella sextelata, 468 nucleotides long. RefSeq lists its product as uncharacterized. NCBI's taxonomy places the organism in Eukaryota, Fungi, Ascomycota, Pezizomycetes, Pezizales, Morchellaceae. The coding region runs from base 1 to 468 and encodes 155 amino acids. The transcript is spliced from 5 exons. The record is from RefSeq and is a predicted model, not a curated record.
AUGUACUCUAUGUGCUCUACUCCUCCAAGUACACCUGCUUCUGUCAGUUCUGUAACGGCAGCGGGGAUUUCUCCUUCAGGCGAGAGCAGCGUGGCUGCAACUUCCAAACUGCGUGGGAUAUACCCGGAGAGAGACCGUUCCAAAUUGUCCCCUCUGUCCCCAAAUUACUGCCCGCCUAUCAAUGGCGAUUCGAUGUACCGUUUCACACUGGUUCCCACAAAAAGUGCAACGCCACUCAGUGGACACAUAAUCUCCUUGUGGAUGGACGGACGGACAGCAACAGCCACUGGAACCGAAUCUUUAACCCAAUAUCAUCAUAGAAAAGGUUAUUAUUAUCCCGGCUGCACUGACUGUACAUGUACACACAUGGACUUAUCGCAGCGAUUCAAUAUGGUACCGGUCAACGAAGCGAGAGAAAAAAAUCGGGCUCAAUCUUGUCCCCCCACGCCGUCUGUCUGCCUGAUAUGA